This is a messenger RNA of Myripristis murdjan (pinecone soldierfish), 7962 nucleotides long. It is a transcript of the gene abca3b, whose product is annotated as ATP-binding cassette, sub-family A (ABC1), member 3b. Gene Ontology annotation, molecular function: ATP binding; ABC-type transporter activity; lipid carrier activity. The transcript is spliced from 31 exons. Gene Ontology annotation, cellular component: intracellular membrane-bounded organelle; membrane. The record is from RefSeq and is a predicted model, not a curated record. Gene Ontology annotation, biological process: transmembrane transport; lipid transport. Bases 300 to 5438 code for a protein of 1712 amino acids. Lineage: Eukaryota; Metazoa; Chordata; Actinopteri; Holocentriformes; Holocentridae.
AUGAGCGCACGGGCAUACCCAGCAGCUGGUGCAAUGUCAUCGCCCUGCUAACAGGACUCACUGAAGGAAAAACCACCUGCACUGGAGGUGCAAGCGCCCUCAGCUACACCUAUGGUAGCUAAACCUCGGCAUUGUCGGUGAAGGAAGACGCGCAAAGGUGUUGUCGCCCUAAAAAAAAAAAGGAGGAAUUAAUUUCACCGACAGGAAGGGACAACAGCCCGUGAAGUUCAUGUGCCGUAUCCUGCUUUUCUGAGCCACGGUAGAGGGACGACUGGACUGUGUCCUGUCUACUGUUCAGAAUGGCUAUCAUGCGACAGUUUGGAUUACUGCUUUGGAAGAAUUAUCUCCAGCAGAAACGUCAAAUCCUGGUGACUCUGGUGGAGAUAGCCCUGCCCCUGCUCUUCUCCAGCAUCCUCAUCGUGCUGCGCCAGAAGGUGCCUUUCAAGAACUACCCCAAUGCCACUGUCUAUGAGAGCUUCUCCGUUGAAACUCUACCCCCGCCGCUGAUGAUCGGGCGCUUCCAGUUGGCCUACGUGCCUGGCAACUCCAGUGUGGUGCGCCAGGUGGCAGAGGAUGUGCAGCACAGCCUGGGCCUCAGUGCCAUUGCUUCAGUGCGUGGCUUUGAGACGGAGGAGCAGUUUGAGGAUUACGUGAGGAACGACCCUUUAUCAGGAAAGGUGCUGGCUGCUGUGGUGUUUGAACAUCGCUUCACCCAUGAUGAUGAACCUUUGCCCCAACAGGUGAGCUACCAUCUGCGUUUCACCUACACCCCACGCAACGCCCCCGCCAAAGAGAAAUCAGAGCUGAACCCUAAUAACGACUUGGACUGGCACACCCUCAGCCUCUUUCCCCUGUUCCAACUGCCAGGGCCCAGGGAGCAGCAUUAUAAGGAGGGCGGCACGCCUGGUUAUUUCCGAGAGGGCUUCCUGGCGGUACAGCAUGCGGUGGACCGAGCCAUCAUGCGCUCCUAUAACAGACCUGCCGCUGCCUCUCUGCUGGCCCAAACCAGGGUGGUCUUGUCGCGUUUUCCUUUCCCAGCCUUCAUAUACGAUGUCUUUAUUUUGGCAAUUCAGAACCAGCUGCCACUAGUACUGGUGCUCAGCUUUACCUAUACCUCCCUCAAUAUAGUCCGAGCUGUGGUGCAGGAGAAGGAAAGGAAACUCAAGGAGUACAUGAGGAUGAUGGGUCUCAGCAACUGGCUCCACUGGAGCGCCUGGUUCCUCAUGUUCUUCCUGUUCCUUUCCAUCUCCGUCUUCUUUGUCACCCUGCUGUUCUGGAUUCAGGUGAGCCCCAAGGGUGCGGUGCUGACCUACAGUGACCCCACCUUGGUCUUUGUCUUCCUGCUUGCCUUCACUGUGGCCACCAUCAACUUCAGCUUCAUGAUCAGUGCCUUCUUCUCUCGAGCCAAUGUGGCUGCAGCAGCGGGCGGAUUCAUCUAUUUUCUGAGCUACCUGCCUUAUUUGUUCCUGUGGCCACGCUACGACUUAUUGAGCCAUGCCCAGAAGGUGUCCGCCUGCCUUAUCUCCAACGUGGCCAUGGCCAUGGGAGCUCAGCUCAUAGGAAUGUUCGAAGGCAAAGGUACUGGAAUCCAGUGGUCUAACUUGUUUGACUCUGUGACAGUGGAUGAUGACUUCUCCCUGGCCCAGGUGCUGGGCCUGCUGCUGUUUGACGCUGUGCUCUAUGGGCUGGUGGCCUGGUACAUGGAGGCUGUUUUCCCUGGAGAGUAUGGAGUACCGCUGCCAUACUACUUCCUCUUACUGCCUUCCUACUGGUCCAGCAGCCCUCGCAUGGCCCUGGUCAAUGAGAAGGAGGAAGAGGAGGAUGCAGAAAAGGCUCUGAAGGGAGAAUUUAUUGAAGAGGAGCCAGCUGGACUCGUCUCUGGGGUCAAGAUCAAACACCUAGCUAAGGAAUUCAAAGUGGGAAACAAGACGCGACAGGCUGUGCGGGAUCUGACAUUGAACAUGUUCGAAGGACAGAUUACUGUGCUGCUGGGACACAACGGGGCUGGGAAGACCACCACUCUGUCCAUGCUGACAGGCCUGUUUCCCCCCACCAGUGGCAGGGCCUACAUCAAUGGCUACGACAUCUGUCAGGACAUGGCUCUGAUCCGACGCAGUCUGGGACUCUGUCCUCAGCAUGACGUGCUGUUUGAUAACCUUACUGUCAGAGAACACCUUCUCUUCUAUGCACAGCUGAAGGGCUACCCCAAAGACAAGAUUCCAGCUGAGGUUGACCGGAUCAUCCGGAUCCUGAACCUUGAGGAUAAGCGACAGGCGCGCUCCAAGACCCUCUCUGGUGGCAUGAAAAGAAAACUCUCUAUUGGCAUUGCCCUCAUUGGAGACUCCAAGGUGGUGAUGUUGGAUGAGCCCACAUCUGGUAUGGAUCCGUCAGCACGGCGUGCCACCUGGGAACUUCUGCAGGGAGAGAAGCGCGGGCGCACAAUCCUGCUCACAACACACUUUAUGGAUGAGGCAGACCUCCUUGGCGACCGUAUCGCCAUCAUGGCAGGGGGAGAGCUGCAGUGCUGCGGGUCACCCCUCUUUCUUAAGAACAAAUAUGGUGCUGGCUACCACAUGGUGAUAGUUAAGGAUGCUCUGUGUAACGUGUCGGAGAUCACCCGCCUUGUCCACAUGUAUGUUCCCAAUGCCACGCUGGAGAGCAGCGCGGGGGCCGAGCUCUCAUACAUCUUGCCCAAGGAAAGCACCAGCAGAUUUGAGCUGCUGUUUGCCGAGCUGGAGAUGAACAGAGAGGAGUUGGGCAUUGCCAGCUAUGGAGCCUCAGUGACCACUAUGGAGGAGGUCUUCCUCAGAGUUGGGAAGUUGGUGGAUUCCAGUUUGGACAUCCAGGCUAUCCAGCUGCCAGCCCUGCAGUACCAACAUGAGAGACGCUCCCAUGACUGGACCACAGAUGAUGCCAGCAGCAUCAGUGGCAUGACUGAUGCCACUGACUUCACAGACAGUGGCACACUAAUCUCAGAGGACUGCUCCAACAUCAAGCUUAACACUGGGGUCAGACUUUACCUGCAGCAGUUCUAUGCCAUGUUCCUGAAGAGGGCGCUUUACAGCUGGAGGAACUGGAAGGUGAUGGUGGCUCAGUUUCUGGUCCCCUUGGUUUUCACGGUUGUGGCCUUAAUUGUGGCACGCUCCUUCCCCAGCCACCAUAGCGCCCCCCAGCUGAGGCUGGCGCUUAGCCGCUAUGGCCACACCAGGGUGCCUGUGGCUCUGGAGCCGGGGGCUGGUCCCCUCGCCACUGUUCUGGCUGACGCGUAUAAUUCUCAGCUCUCUGCCCAGCUCGCCCAGCUUGUCAACAUCACUGACUUCACUGACUACAUCCUGACCCAGGCAGAGGAGGAAGGCGGGGCCUUCAAUGAACACUGUGUGGUGGGCGCAGCUUUCCGUGGCAGCAGCAGUCACUUUGCAGAGGCAACAGCCUACUUCAAUAAUGAGGGUUACCAUACCCCUGCCACAGCCCUCAUGAUGGUGGACAAUGCCCUGUUCAAACUUCUGGCAGGGCCCAAUGCCUCCAUCCAGACGGGCAAUUACCCCAUGCCACGCAACCUGUCUGAAAUUGCCCAGAGCCAGCUGACUGAGGGUCAGACGGGCUUUGCCAUAGCCAUCAACCUGAUGUAUGGUAUGGCCUCCCUGUCCAGCACCUUUGCCCUGCUGUUGGUCACAGAGUCCUCUGUCAAGUCCAAGCAUGUGCAGCAGGUCAGCGGAGUCUACCUCUCAAACUUCUGGUUUUCUGCCCUUUUGUGGGACCUGGUCAACUUCCUCCUGCCCUGUGUCCUCAUGCUGGUGGUGUUCCAGGCGUUUGCAGUCAAGGCCUUUGUACAGGACAACCACCUGGUAGAUGUGCUGCUGCUACUGCUGCUGUAUGGCUGGGCCGUUGUGCCUCUUAUGUACCUGCUCAGUUUCCUGUUUUCCACUGCUGCCACUGCCUACACACGCAUCACCAUUUUCAACAUAAUCUCCGGAACAGCCACCUUUCUGGCAGUCACCAUCAUGACGAUCCCAGAGUUGAAGCUGCAACACCUGUCACAUCUGCUGGAUAAGGUGUUCCUGAUCUUCCCAAAUUACUGCCUUGGCAUGUCCUUCAGCCAGUUCUAUCAGAACUAUGAGCUCAUCACCUUUUGCACCUCCAACCCUGUUGCCCAAAUCAUCUGCAAGUACUACAACAUCACAUACCAGGAGAACUACUUCUCGAUGCUGGAGCCUGGUGUGGGCCGCUUUCUGGUGGCCUUCUCAGUGCAGGGUGUGGUGUUCAUUGCUCUGCUGUUUGUCAUCGAGCUGCAGUGUGUCCGCACUCUCCGGCGUCUCCUCGGUUCCCUGGGCAGAAGAAACAAACAGCUACCUCUGAUAGAGGAUGCAGCACUGCUUCCGGAGGACAGGGAUGUGGCCGAAGAGCGGAAGAGGGUUCUGGAGUGCCAGCCAGUGGUAGAGUCCAUGGUUGGUAGCCCCCUCAUACUGCAGGAACUCAGCAAGGUGUACAGCAGCGGACAGAAUCUCUUGGCUGUGGACCGGCUUUCUCUCGCUGUGGGGAAAGGAGAGUGUUUUGGCCUCCUGGGCUUCAACGGGGCAGGGAAGACCACCACCUUUAAGAUGCUGACCGGGGAUGAGAGCGUUACCUCUGGGGAUGCUUACAUUGAUGGAUACAGCAUCCUGAGGGACAUAAAAAAGGUGCAGCAGCGCAUUGGCUAUUGUCCCCAGUUUGACGCUGUGCUGGACCACAUGACAGGAAGAGAAACUCUGAGCAUGUACGCCAGGCUCAGAGGGAUUCCAGAGAAGUAUGUUUCCGGCUGCGUGGAGAAUGUCCUGAGGUCACUGCUGCUGGAGCCUCAUGCCGAUAAACUGGUCCGCAGCUACAGUGGGGGCAACAAGCGGAAACUGAGCGCAGGCAUGGCUCUGAUCGGUGGGCCUCCGGUCAUCUUCCUGGAUGAACCCUCUACUGGGAUGGACCCUGUGGCCAGAAGGCUGCUGUGGGAUGCUGUUACACGCACCCGGGAGUCUGGCAAGGCCAUUAUCAUAACUUCCCAUAGCAUGGAAGAGUGUGAAGCCCUUUGCACCAGGCUUGCAGUGAUGGUGAAUGGCCAGUUCAAGUGCCUUGGGAGUCCCCAACACCUGAAGAGCAAGUUUGGUAGCGGCUACACCCUGCUGGCUAAAGUACAUAUAGAGACUGAGGUGGAGGACAGCGACCUGCACUUAUUUAAAGACUUCAUUGAAAGCACCUUCCCAGGAAGUCUACUGAAAGAUGAACACCAGGGUAUGGUGCACUAUCACUUGACAGACAAAACUCUCACCUGGGCACAGGUGUUUGGCACUUUGGAGGCAGCCAAAGAGAAGUACUGUAUCGAAGACUACUGUGUGAGCCAGAUAUCACUUGAGCAAGUGUUCCUCAGCUUUGCCCAGUUCCAGCACUGCACAGAGGGCAGGAGGAAAUAAGCGGAGUCCAGAAUCCGUCCAUCCAAUGUCCAUUUUCUACUGUGUGUGGAUGCCCUGUGUGCACGGAUUUGUCUCAGUCGUACAGCAGCUGUGCACACAGGACACGCAGGCCGACAGCUCCCGCACAGGGCUGGAGCACAGUGUGGCUCUUUGGCCGUGCCUUGGCUGUGUACCUCCAGCACCGUUUGUACCUCUGCUGUGACUCGACCACCACACACACCGGGCCAGUCUCCAAACAUCAGCCUCAGCGUUUCUUCUUCUGUAUCAUUCUAGUGUGUCUUUGUCGGCUCACUCAUGCCAUUCUUGCUGUGAGACAUGUACGUAGGAAAGUUAGGAUUAUAACAGGUGGGGAUUGAGGGGUCAGCUAUACCAAGUAACAGAACCUCAACACUGCACCUCCUUAGUGAGGUCAAAGGCAAUGAUACAACCCAUAAUAUAUGAAAAAUCAGUACGUACUUCUCUGCAUGGUGUGUGAUGGACAGGGUUUAUUUGUUUGUGCACUUUUUGUACGUGCAGCUUGUCUUUUUUUGUUAUUUAUAAUUUUGUUUUAUCACUUGAUUGUUGUGUUUCUGAGAAUUUGUGCUCAGUUGUGAUCCUCAGUAAUCACAAGAGAGUGGACCACUGUAUUUGAUAGUUUUGAUGUAGUUGCACACCUUUGCGCCUUAUCUAAAAAAAAAUAUGUUGUUUUGUUUUCUCCUCUUUAUAUUGCCCUAUACAAAAUGCCUGGUCACUAUUAAAAGCAGCUUAAUGUUGUUGCAGAUGUAAAUAAUGUAUUCAUGGUACUAAAACUGCUUACUCAUUCAGAGAACUUUGAAGACUGUUUUGGCCACUUUAAUGAAUGAAUGUGUGCAUGAAUUACAAAUUUACCAAAAUGCAUGAUAUUUGGAGCGCAUAGAGCUACGAGCUAACAUCAUAAGAUCAUUCCACUUUAAGUUGUAUUUUGAAUACAUCUAGUCCAGUCUGACAUGAACGAUUUCAGCACGUCUGGUUGUCUAGCUCUUGUGAAUCAACGCUUCUUGUGAAUCAACGCUUCUUUUCACCUCCCUUUUUUACUUUUUUUUUUUUUUUUUUUUGCGGCCAAAGAAGUUGCAGCAACAGAGUGUGAUCAUACCAUGGAUAUAUGGAUAUCCAGCCAUUACAGUUUACAUGGGACCUGUUCAGAAAUGUGUUGGCACAUGUGCUGAUCAUUUUAAGUGGCUACAUGGGUUUCUUUAUCUUUGAUACAGAUUAUUUCCAAGGGGAUGUCUUGACUUUAACACCUUUAAAGUCUGCAUAUGUUUGAUUUAGUCCUUCCACAGCAGCAUUGCAUUGAUUUGGAGUUACGUUUGUACAAUUAUGAUCUGUUAUCUUUUUUUCUGUAGCUAUGCAUUUCACAUGGUACCUGUGUGUGUGUGUGUGUGUGUGUGUGUGUGUGUGUGUGUGUGGGAGAGAGAGAGAGAGAGAGUGAGAGAGAGAGUGAGAGUAAGACAGUAUACCAUCCCUGAACUCAUCUAGACUAUCCUACAUUGCGAUGAUAUAUUCCUUAAAUAUGAAACCAGCCAUAGGACAUUGAUAAAGCCAGGAAAGAGUGGACUGGCUUGUCAUCUUAAUGCAAAGCUUCUCCUUCAAGGAAAGCCCUUAACCACCCUGUGAAUUUAAUAAAGUCACUUAGACUUUUAAUCUCGGGUUUAGGAAGAAAAGAAAUGGCCCAACAGUGGCAGGCAUAACCGAUUAUGCAGCUCAUUCCUUCUUCUGAGGAAAAUGAUCAGUGUGGUGCUUGUCCCUCCUGUAUUUGGAUGCGCCGUAGUUAACUUCUGUUUGAUGUAUGCCCAGUGCCGUAAUCACAUUCUCAAAGCCGUGUUUCUACGUGAAGACCGUGCAGUAGUCCUCUUUUCUGUUCGAAUGAAACUCAAAAUAUCAAAAGAAGUUUCAUUAUCAGCAUAGUUCGAGUCCACUUUCACGCUUUUGAUACAGUAAAGAUCAGAUUGUUAUCUCAUUCGUGUACAAUUCAACGUGACAUUCCUACUAUGGCAAGCUCACUCUGCCUACACAGAGGUGACGUGAAUGUAUUUAUUUUACACAUAAGCAAAAAGCACUCAAGUAAAUUAAUCAACUCUGCUAACAAGUAGCUUGAUAUGAUUUGAAGCGCUUUAUUUGAUAGGUGACAUAAUAUUAGCUGUCACAAGUGAGUAGAGAAACACUGAAAUAGAGACUGACAUUCCAAGAAGACACUGACAUGUGGCUUACUGGUCUUGACCUCUUUAACAUUUUGACCUUUGUUAUGUUUGUAUGUGUAUUUGCACAAUUCAAGUGUCAUGCCGAUGACGUGUAUCAGCUGUCACAUUUUCAGUUUGAGGGAAAAAAAAUGGAAAGGGUUGCCCUAAUAACGAAAGAUUGAUGAUGCUGAAAUGCAGUGUAUCAUAAUUAAAAAGGGAAUUUACAUCAUUGUAAUUGUGUGUACUGUACUGCACCAUGGAACUGACCUUGUCAACUGUAUAUGUAUUGUUAUUAUUUUUAAAUUAAAUAAUGCUCUAUGCAAAUGGAA